Molecule: messenger RNA, 5713 nt
Organism: Xiphophorus maculatus (southern platyfish)
Lineage: Eukaryota; Metazoa; Chordata; Actinopteri; Cyprinodontiformes; Poeciliidae
Product: chloride channel protein 2
Exons: 24
Coding region: 196-2877 (893 amino acids)
Biological process (GO): transmembrane transport; chloride transport
Cellular component (GO): membrane
Molecular function (GO): voltage-gated chloride channel activity
Source: RefSeq, a predicted model, not a curated record
UGAAGCGUUUUAGCACGAUAACAGAGACGCGGUGUGAAGUUAGAGGUCACCUAGUGAACUGCUGUACGGACACUUGAGACAGACUGAUGCUUUAACCAGCCAGCGCGCGGAGAGACGUCGCUGACCGGGUUUUUCUGUCACUUCCAAGCCGAAAAUCCCUGCAUCUAGUCGCCAGGUGAGGUACGGAGCAGAGCCAUGGCGGGGGACGGUUCGGACCAGCGAGCCCUGCAGUAUGAACAAACUUUGAUGUAUGGGCGUUACACCCAGGAACUCGGGGUAACCGCCAAACAGGAGGCGGCCCGGCUGAGGGAGAGCGGGCAGGGGCGGUCUAUCAGUGAGCGCAGCCGGAUCCUGGACUCUCUGAAGAACGACAAAGGACGCUGCGCCAAGUGCCGCAGGUCAGGGUAUCCGUAUGUUCUGGAGGCCCCAGCCCAGGAUUUUAUCUCUGUUUGCACAGUUCGCUGCCAAAAAUUCCUGAUCUCACUAGUCAGAGAGGACUGGAUUGUCCUGAUUCUGCUUGGACUGGUCACAGGCCUCCUCAGCUGGGGGGUAGACAUCUGCAUCUCUAUCUUCCUACGAGCACAGAAGUGGAUGUAUGAUAGUCUGGACAGUAACGUGUUCCUGCAGUACCUGGUCUGGGUCACCUGCCCUAUGGUUCUUAUCACCUUCUCUGCCGGCUUCACUCAGGUCCUCGCUCCCCAGGCUGUUGGUUCAGGCAUUCCCGAGAUGAAGACCAUCCUGCGAGGAGUGGUGCUGAAGGAGUUCCUCACUUUCAAAACGUUUGUGGCCAAAAUCAUCGGGCUCAUCUGCGCCCUGGGCAGUAGCAUGCCUCUGGGCAAAGAGAGUCCCUUUGUGCACAUUGCCAGUUUGUGUGCUGCUCUGCUCAGCAAGUUUAUGUCUCUGUUUGGAGGAAACUAUGAGAAUGAGUCAAGGAAGACUGAGAUGCUGGUGGCAGCCUGUGCAGUGGGACUGGCCUGCUGCUUUGCUGCCCCUGUAGGAGGUGUGUUGUUCAGUAUUGAAGUAACAGUCACAUUCUUUGCUGUGCGGAACUACUGGAGAGGGUUCUUGGCAGCUACUAUCAGUGCCUUCAUCUUCAGAUUGAUGCCUGUCUGGAACAGAGACGAAGACACCAUCACGGCACUUUUACAAACCAGUUUCCGUUUGCAUCUUCCCUUUAACCUUAAGGAGCUUCCUGCCUUCGCUGUCCUUGGUAUUGCCAGUGGAUUAAUUGGUGCUUUGUUCGUCUACCUGAACCGACUGAUUGUCCAGUCCAUCAAGAAACAAAAUACCAUCAACAAAUUCCUCAUGAAGAACCGACUGCUUUAUCCAGCACUGGUCACUUUACUGGUUUCAACACUGACAUUUCCACCUGGAUUUGGGCAGUUUAUGGCUGGAAAGUUGAGUCAGGAGGAGUCUCUGAGGACUUUAUUUGACAACCGGACGUGGACAAAGCAGGGAAUUGCUGAGGAAUUUGACUACAUUGGAACCGCCCAAGCCUGGAUACACCCACAAGUCAGCGUCUUCGUCACACUGGUCCUCUUCGUCAUCAUGAAGUUUUGGAUGACUGCCUUGGCCAUCACCAUGCCUGUGCCCUGUGGAGCUUUCGUGCCUAUAAUUGUCAUUGGAGCAGCUUUUGGUCGUCUGGUUGGAGAAUGCAUGGCAGCCUUGUUCCCAGAUGGCAUUCACUCUGAUGAGUCCAUCUAUCUCAUAAUGCCAGGAGCCUAUGCUGUUGCGGGUGCUGCAGCCUUGUCAGGAGCGGUCACCCACACCGUUUCAACUUCAGUCAUUGUGUGUGAGCUGACUGGUCAGAUCUCCCACAUCCUGCCGAUGAUAAUAGCUGUUUUACUGGCCAAUGCUGUAGCUCAAUCUUUGCAGCCGUCGUACUACGACUCUCAAAUCAGGAUCAAGAAGCUGCCCUACCUCCCAGAUCUGGGCUGGGGUCAUCAUGAGAAAUACAACAUCCGUGUGGAGGACAUUAUGGAGAGGGAUGUACGGUACAUCACACUCAACUGCUGCUACAGAGACCUACACAGCGUCCUGAUGUUGGGACAUCUCAAGACUCUGGCUUUAGUGGAAUCUGCUGAGUCAAUGAUCCUGUUGGGCUCCAUAGAGCGUGCCCAGCUGCAGUCGCUGCUCUCCCAACAGCUCAGUCGCAGCAGACGGAUGGAAUACAUCAGGGAACGAGCUGCAGCAGAGAAAAAAUGCCUGUCUGAUGUGUCAAACAGCGAUAGUGAGGAUGGGCGCCAGCGGGCCAGCCAGGAGGUCCGCUUGCAGAUUUCUACUGAGGAGUCCACCGUCAGUCCAACUCGUCCAGCUAGUCAGAAGCCUCUGAAACCUGCACUGAAAAGACCGUCUGUUGUGGAGAGACCCACUGAGCUUCCCACAAGCCCACAGGACCAUUCCGGCAUAGCGUUGAAGAGCCUGUUCUGCUCCAGUCCAGACGUAGAAGCUCUAGAGGAUGAUGGAGAUGUGAAAGACGGCAUGACACUUCGUGAGAUUGCAGAGUGGGAGGAGAGGCAGCUUGAUGAGCAAGUCGACUUCAACAACUGCAAGAUUGACCCCGCCCCAUUUCAACUGGUGGAGCGCACUUUGCUGUAUAAGACUCACACCAUUUUCUCCCUGCUGGGCCUCGACCACGCCUACGUCACCAGCAUCGGCCGUCUCAUCGGGGUGGUUUCCUUCAAGGAGCUACGCAAAGCCAUUGAGGGCUCUGUGACAGUAAAAGGCGUGAAGGUGCGUCGACCUCUGGCCAACUUAAGGAACAGUGGGACCAGGAAGACGGAGGCGACAGAGCUCCAUAAGCUGUGGGACCGUCACAGGAGCGUGUCGCUGCCAGAAGAACAACCCACAUCGGAGUCCGACGAGAAGUCCCAGUGAGGGAAAGCCGAGGACAAACAGGAAGAAGAGGUGCAGGUGGGGGAAGAGGAGGUGGAGGAUGCAUUGAGAUCUUUUAAUCUCCAAAGAUACAAACUCCUCAGGGCUACAGAUCAUUAUUUAAAUAUAGAAAGUUCUCCUAUGCCAUUCUCCCUUCUCUCCACAUCUGCCACUCUACCUCCUCCAACACCACCUCCUCGGCUUCUUUACUCACCCAGUGCUUCUUCCAGGAGCCUUGCAGUGGCCCAGCCAGUCACUCCACAGGAAGUGUCGGGCUCUCCAUUUACCCUUGGGGUCCCACAGUGUAUCGUGUUUGUCACCUCCAAAGCUGGGACUGAGUUUUUAAAAAGGGAUUUUUUUGUAGAUUUUAUUUUAUUUAUUUUUUUUGCUUGUGUUUAGAGUUGGAAUCAAGGUUUGAAGAUGCAAAAUAUGUCAAGCAAGUCUUCCAUAUGAGUCCUGAAAUUCAACCAGGAAGAAUACUGUAAUGUUUGUGUGUACUGGGAGUGUGAAUGUAUGAAAGGAGAAAAAUAUGUGCAUGAAAAGAAGGGCAGCAUAGACUCUGUCAUAUAGGAUUUUUAUUUUACUGCCUUUAGAACAAAUUUCAGUCUUUAUUGUCCUCUGUGACGAGGUUCAGUCUUGAUAAAUCAGGAGGUCUGGAAGAAUCAGUUUGUCCCACUACCAAGCACUGAACUGAUAAAGGGACAGAUGCUGAAGUAGUUUGUUGUUUAUGUCUUUUCCUGUGCAUGCUCACCCCUCUACUGCGAGUCCUAGCGAUUAGGCCGAGUGCAGCCAGGCCUGUUGGCACCAUAAUGUACACUCCCUUUAUUCUGUAGCUCUGGCCUCAAGUGACGUGAGGCUGAAAUGCACACAAACACUUUGCAGCAGUGCACUCUGAUGGUGGAUGUUCUCUGCUUAUUUAAAUCUGACUCUCAGAGUUUCUGAGAGGGUUAGGGAAGAUGAGGAGGACCAGAAGGAGGAAGGACAGGAAUCAAAUGGUUUCUAGAAGAAAAAAAGCAGCUCUGGAUGCUCAUCAAUCUGAAUUUAAUCGCUGUGUGAGCUGUUAUUAUAUCAUCUGAGACACUACACAAACCGCACUUAUAUAAUGGUACAAGAUGCUUAUAAAAUAUUUAAAACCACUGACCGAAAUCUAUAACAAACCAACAGGGAGUGAUUUAACUUGUUCAGUUGGACAAAAAUAACUAGAGUUUAGCUGCUGCAUUAUUGUUAGACUAUUGUUAGCAUGAAUGUGUAACAGCACUGUGUUUUCUGAUUCCUGACAUGACAGAUAACACUAAAUACCUUACAGUUAAUAAUUCAUGUUUUCUAUAGUUUCUUGUGUUCAUUAAGAGAAAAACAUUUCUUCCAGUUUCUCCCUCCUGUCCUAAACAUCCUAAACGCAUGCUUUAGGACCAGGCUAAGAUUUUUGCCACCAUUCUGUUGCCUUAUAAAAACACUCCCACCCUCCCAAUGUCUUCAGCGGUUUUAAAUAGAUUUUUAGCAUCUUUUCUUGUUUGGUUCUGCAUAAUAGGAAGUGUCUGCAGUGACAAAGCAUGGCUUUGCAUGAGAGAAAGCAUGUGGCAUUUAUUUUAUAUGAUCAAAACGCACCAAAAGCAACGCAGUCUAUUGACCGGAUGAAUGAUAUCUUGGAUUUGCCAUCCUGUGCCUGUAUUUUCUGCCAUUCUGCUGCGUCUCCCUCUUAUCCAGUAAUCUUUAUUCAUUACCUGAUUUAUAACCAGGUAUUGGGGUCUUUGUGGGCUCAGAAACUUACAGAUUAAUAUAUUUAAUAUCAUUCUUGUAAUCUGAAAUCAUGAUUUUGUGUCUUAACCAAUCUCCCUUGUUGAUUCGUCUCUCUUUUUGUUUCUGGGUAGAUUUUUCAAGUUUCGUAUUUAUCUUUUUGGUGUUUUUUAAAAUGAUUUAAGAGCUAUUUUUGUAUAUUUAACAUGCUGUCUGAAACAUUUCUACAGUCGAGAUUUAUUCGUGAAGUGCAAAUACACUAACAGGGUGAUGGCUUGCGAUGUGUGUCUGACGGCAAACUGAAGAACCAGAAUAAUGAAGUUAAAGGAAUGAACUUGCUCAUUCCACAAGUGCCUCCUUCUCUUUUAUCAGUGGGAAUAAAACAGUGCUUCGCUCCUCAUAGACAUGUAGACCAGGCACUUCUCGCACUCAUUCCAAAAUAUGUAAGUGGCUUGAUGGUGUUUCACGGUAGUGUGGAGUCGCUGCCAUGGCAACUGUGGUGUCUGCUCACCCCAGGGGGAGCUGAAAGCUCUCCUCUCAUUUGGUUCUGUUCAUUUGUUUGCGCCUUUUCAUCGAUUCUCAUUGUUCUGCCGGGUCUUUUCACCUCGCCGCAGACAUCUCAUCUCAUCUGCUGCAGAGAGAGGUCGCUUGCUCUUUAUCAGCCUGCAUUAAUCACAAGUUGUACAUUUUCUUUUUAUUGAUGUAUCUGCUUGUGGGUAAUUGAUUUGUGCAAUAACAGUAGUUCAUCUCAUUUUCUAGACCUGUUUUAAUUGAUGACAGGUUUCCCAGAAGCCUCUGGAAAUUAAAAUUCACAUUGCAACUGUAAUCUGCACUCUUGGUGUCUCAGUUGGGCUUUUUGGAAACCUUAUCUGGAAGACUGUGUGGCGUAGCUGCUCCUCUCAUCCGAGCCUCCCCAGGCACACAGUCAGUUUUAUCAUGCUUCCUUCCAUCCUCUCCUUCAGUCAGUGGCUUUGAUGAGCCCAGAUCUUUUUUCCACUCCUUACGGGACUGUGCAUUACAGCAAGCCAUGAGGUCCAAACCAGAGCGAGAGAGAGGGGAGUAAAAUCCCAGAGUUAAUUUUCACAUCAAAAAUUAAAACAUUGUU